This is a messenger RNA of Dermacentor silvarum, 1626 nucleotides long. Its product is annotated as HEAT repeat-containing protein 1-like. The coding region runs from base 1 to 1626 and encodes 541 amino acids. Gene Ontology annotation, molecular function: snoRNA binding. Lineage: Eukaryota; Metazoa; Arthropoda; Arachnida; Ixodida; Ixodidae. Gene Ontology annotation, biological process: positive regulation of transcription by RNA polymerase I; maturation of SSU-rRNA from tricistronic rRNA transcript (SSU-rRNA, 5.8S rRNA, LSU-rRNA). The record is from RefSeq and is a predicted model, not a curated record. The transcript has 13 exons. Gene Ontology annotation, cellular component: t-UTP complex; small-subunit processome; 90S preribosome.
AUGAUGAAUGACAUCGGUGUUUCCCUUGUGCAGGUGUACGACUUGGCUCACCAGCUGCUGUCCGACGAGCGGUUGAACCCCCUGCUGAUGAGCAGUGCACUGCUGUGCUUCGCUGAACUGUGCCACAGCCUGCCGACGCCCACCAUUGCUCACUUUGGCCGUCUCAUGCCGCCGUUCCUCAACAUUCUGCAGGAACAGAGCAAGGAAGGGUCAGACGUCGUUACAAUGGCACUCAUCACAGCCCUGCAUCGACUGGUCGAAAGCCUGGCACCAUUCCUGAGUGCAUACUUGACCACAAUCCUGGUUCAGGUGUGCCUGAUGCACGUGUCAUGCACGAAGGAAACCGGCAACGGAGUCCUUCGCCAGCGGCUGGAGUCCAUAUCGACGCACAUUGCUCACCACGUGCCAGCUCGUGUCCUCAUCCCAGCAAUUGAAGAGAGCUUCCACAAGCUCAGCCAUUCGGCAGCUGCCCUGGCCCCCCUGAUGUCUGUGCUAGGCGAGUUCAUUACAUCCAUGGAGAAGGCUGACCUAAAAGGACAUCUGCCCCAGCUUCAGGAGCUGGUCCUCCAGCUGCUGGCCUUCCGCCGGGACAACCCGCAGAUUUCAGAUGCGGAAGUUGACACCGUCGAGACCAGCAUUGUUGGCGUUGUGACAUCUCUGUCCUUCAAGCUUUCAGAGGUCACAUUCCGCCCAUUCUUUUACAAGAUAUACAACUGGGCUGCUGUGGAAGAACCAGAUAAGAACAAGAUCCUCACGUUUUACCACCUCACUGAAAGGUUAUCAGAAAUGCUCAAGAGCCUGUUUGUGCUGUUUGCUGGUGUCUUCGUGGAGCAUGGGGCUGACUUGUUGGUGGCAACGAACUCUGCCAAAACAGAGGAAGACUACUUUGAUGAUGAGGCCAAGAGCUGUCGUCUGCUGAACCACGUUCUGGCAACGCUGACGGCGUGCUUUCAUCACGGAGGCAAGCAGUUUCUGACCCGCGAGAGGGCUGCAUUUUUGCUCAAGCCAUUGGUGAACCAGAGGUCUUACCACGUCGCCCUUCUUUACGACAAGGUGGAGAAUGAGUUGGGUGGCGAGGAAGCGACGGAGAAGCGAGUGGAGCGACACUUGGUGCCAUGCUUGGCCAGCUUUGCUGCUGGCUGCGAAGACACCACCCGGAAGGAGUGGCACCAGAAACUGCUGUACAAGAUGCGUAACUCUUCGGCACAGGUGCGUUACACAACGCUGCUGGUAUUCCGCGAGGCGGUGCGGAAGCUAGGUGAUGACUACCUCUCCUUCCUGCCUGAGGCUGUUCCAUUCCUGGCUGAGCUUAUGGAAGAUGAGAGCACAGAAGUGGAAAGCCUGUGCCAAGACGUCAUCCUUGAAGUGGAGCAGAUCCUCGAUAUUUACUUUAAAAUAGAGAUAAGUGUGGUGUAUCUUUUCUGCAAGAGGUCUUACCACGUCGUCCUUCUUUACGACAAGGUGGAGAAUGAGUUGGGUGGCGAGGAGGCGACAGAGAAGCGAGUGGAGCGACACUUGGUGCCAUGCUUGGCCAGCUUUGCUGCUGGCUGCGAAGACGCCACCCGGAAGGAGUGGCACCAGAAACUGCUGUACAAGAUGCGUAGCUCUUCGGCACAGGUGCGUUAA